ACUGCAAAAAUUAUUCUUGUCUACCUUCGAGCGAGCAAGACGUGCAAAUUACCGCAUUAAAUCGGUAGCGCUAAAAAGUUUUAGAAUAUACUAAAUAAUUAGAAAACACGCACGCAAUCGCGACAAUUUUUGUUUCGUCGUUCUAAGUUUUACUUCAACUUUUGCCAAUAUGAAAUUGAUGCUAGUCUUGAGUUUUUUGUGCCUGUUCGCCGGCAGUUUGGCUGCACCACAAGCUCCUGUUGAGAUUUUAGAGCAAGAAGUGGAUAACAUCGGUCUCAACGGCUACAAGUUCAGCUACAAACUGAGCGAUGGCACAACUCGCACCGAAGAGGCUGUACUCAACAAUGCUGGCACCGAAAACGAAUCACUCUCUGUGCGCGGCAGUGUUUCAUGGGUGGCGCCCGACGGAGUAACCUACACCAUUAACUUUGUGGCCGAUGAAAAUGGCUUCCAACCAGAGGGUGCACAUAUACCAAAAUAAGCUGAUGAUAAUGAUGGCAU
Molecule: messenger RNA, 501 nt
Organism: Zeugodacus cucurbitae (melon fly)
Lineage: Eukaryota; Metazoa; Arthropoda; Insecta; Diptera; Tephritidae
Product: endocuticle structural protein SgAbd-6
Exons: 3
Coding region: 170-481 (103 amino acids)
Cellular component (GO): chitin-based extracellular matrix
Molecular function (GO): structural constituent of chitin-based larval cuticle
Source: RefSeq, a predicted model, not a curated record